This is a messenger RNA of Mytilus californianus (California mussel), 678 nucleotides long. Its product is annotated as perlucin-like protein. The record is from RefSeq and is a predicted model, not a curated record. NCBI's taxonomy places the organism in Eukaryota, Metazoa, Mollusca, Bivalvia, Mytilida, Mytilidae. Bases 76 to 606 code for a protein of 176 amino acids. The transcript has 5 exons.
CAGUUAAACACGAACAGGUUGCUUUGUUUCUAUUUCAUAGUCAAAUAUUCAGGAGCAGUUUUGUUUAGAUCAUAUAUGCUAAUAAGUAUGUUCCUCUCGGUAAUUAUGGUUCUGAGUUGUAUUUCUAUGAUCGAGUCAACAACAUGUAAUAGAUCCCAAGAGAGAACAAUGAUAUCUGAAAUGCGGUCAUUACUUGAGUCCUUAGAAAACAAGAUAAACGACAAUUCUUGUAAGUGCAGUGCCAAUGAAAACAAAUGUCCAGGUGGUUGGAAGAAAUACAAAGAUCACUGCUACUUUUUUUCACCUGAUAGUAAAACAUGGCACAAUGCUGCAAAUCAGUUAAGCACAAAUAUGGCUCUUGGAUUGGGACUGGCAGACUUGAAGAAAGAAGACGAAUGGAGAUGGGUUCAUGAUUCUUCUAAGGUUCGUUAUUCUCAGUGGUAUCCAGGCCAACCAAGCAAUAUUGGAAAUAAUCAAUCAGAAGAUUGUGGUAGUUUUUGGUCAGACGCUAAGUAUCAAUGGAAUGAUGUAUCAUGCAAAUCAAAUGGAAUGGGGUAUGUCUGUGAGUGUUCACAUGGACCAGACUGCCGUCCGUUCAAUGGAUGACAGAUAGGUUAGAAAGCAGUGUGAAACGGAUAUACAUGUCCAGUUAAUGUCAUUAAAGAAAUUUAAACACAA